AUGCCAGGAGACAGUGUAGGAACAACUAGUGAGAUAAUGUUCAGGCGAACCUUGUUGGCCGCAGGUGCAAAGAUCAGUAUCUGUUAUAUGCAGGUAGGAGAUACCGUUGCAGCUUUAACGGAAUACAAAGCAUGGGCAGAACUUGUGUGUGCUCAGGCAAAAUAUGUGUACGCUUUGCCUCCAGGUAUGGGUGCUCAAGAAGCCGUGUCAAUCCUCAUGAAUUAUGUGGUUGCCUAUUGUCUAGUAUUUGAUAUUGGAAAUUUACAAAAAGGGCAGAAAGUCAUACUACACUCAGCAGGCGGGAGUGUGGGUCUCGCUGUUGCGAAUCUUUGCAAAUCUGUAUCUGAUGUGACUCUCAUCGGAACAGCCUCCAAACAUAAGCAUGAAGCAAUAGCAGAAUAUUUUACUCAUUUAUUUGAUCAUAGUCAAGAUUAUGUGCAAGAAACUAAAAAGUUGUUGCCAAAUGGAGUUGACUUAGUUUUAGACUGUGUUUGCGAAGAUGUCAAUAAAGGAUACAGCCUACUGAAACCAUUAGGCCGCUAUAUUUUAUAUGGGACAUCAAGUAUUGUAUCUGGAGAAACGAAAAGUUUUUUCAGCUUCGCAAAAUCAUGGUGGCAAGUUGAUAAAGUGAGUCCAAUAAAGCUCUUUGAUGAAAACAAAAUUCUAGCAGGUUUCCAUCUACGCCACUUACUAUAUCAACAAGGGUGCCAUGACUAUGUUCGAGAUGUGGUCGACAAAGUAUUUAAACUUUGGGAAAACCAGAAAAUUAAAGUCAUAACUGACUCGGGAUGGGCCUUUGAAGACGUAGCCGAAGCUAUGCAAAAAAUGCAUGAUCGCAAAAAUAUUGGUAAAAUUACUUUGUUGCCUGAUAAAGCUCCUAAGCCACAAGCAAAAGCAUCCUCCAAAGAUAAAGAGGGUAAAUCUUUCUCGGGCGAUAGUACGGAUACAGAUGCCAAGGAUGAACAAACACCGCCUCCUUGAAAAACUUAACAAUGUUUCAUUUGUACCAUCAAUAGUUUCCUCUUUUCAUAUGCAGAAAAUAAAAGGGUUAAGUAAACUU
This is a messenger RNA of Parasteatoda tepidariorum (common house spider), 1060 nucleotides long. RefSeq names its product putative NADPH-dependent quinone oxidoreductase VAT1L. The record is from RefSeq and is a predicted model, not a curated record. Gene Ontology annotation, molecular function: oxidoreductase activity. Lineage: Eukaryota; Metazoa; Arthropoda; Arachnida; Araneae; Theridiidae.